Molecule: messenger RNA, 1383 nt
Organism: Trichosporon asahii var. asahii CBS 2479
Lineage: Eukaryota; Fungi; Basidiomycota; Tremellomycetes; Trichosporonales; Trichosporonaceae
Product: ent3p protein
Exons: 4
Coding region: 1-1383 (460 amino acids)
Biological process (GO): endocytosis; Golgi to endosome transport
Cellular component (GO): endosome; clathrin vesicle coat; plasma membrane
Molecular function (GO): phospholipid binding; clathrin binding
Source: RefSeq, a predicted model, not a curated record
AUGGCCAACAAGGCCUCUCAGAUCACCAUGUACGACGUCAAGUCGUACUACAACCAGGCCAAGAACAUGGUUCUGAACAUCCCCGAGAUGGAGGCUAAGGUUCGCGAAGCUACGAACGAGGACCCUUGCCAGCAGUUCAACGAGAUCAUGCCCACCAUCUACUCUAGGUUCAUGGAGAAGGAGGCUCGCGAAUGGCGCCAGAUUUACAAGGCCCUUACGCUUCUCGAGUACCUUGUGAAGCACGGAUCAGAGCGUGUCGUCGACGACGCCCUUCGCAACCGUGCCAACGAGAUUGCCCAGUUGCUCUCGGAUGUUGACAAGAUCCGCACUGAGCGACGCAAGGCUCGCGCCAACCGGACCAAGUACCAGGGUGUUGAGGGCGGCAUGUUCAACACCGCCACCGGUUCGCGGUAUGGCGGCUUCGGCUCCGACUCGUUCGGCCGCGGCGGCGGUGGUGGUGGUGGCUCUGGGUUUGGUGGAAGCAGCUCCGGUGGCUUCGGCGGUGACGAGUACCGCGGAGGAAGCAGCAGUGGCUACGGUGGACGGUCCGGUGGCUUCCGCGAGAGCGAGAGGCGUCAGAGCUACGAUGAGUACGAGGGUGCGGACAACUUCGACGAGCCUCCCCGCCGGACGAGCUCGGCCCGCACCAACAGUACGAACCCGCCGUCGCGCUCCAACUCGACCCAGCCGCCGAAGCCUGUCCCGAAGGAGCAGCCCAAGAAGGAGGUGAACCUGUUCGACUUCGACGAUGAGCCCGCUGCUCCUGCUGCUGCCCCUGCUGCUCCUGCUGCGGCUGCCCCUGCGAUCGACGCUUUCGGUGACGAUGACUUUGACGACUUCCAGAGUGCCUCGUCCCCGGCCCCUGCCGCCUCCGCCACGACUUCGCCUGCGCCCGCUGCCGCCCCUGCUGCGUCGGCCAACGCCAACCUCUUCGCUCUCCUCGAGGCCAACAAGCCUCAGGCUUCUGCCCCUGCCCCUGCGUUCAACAUGGGCAGCAUGGCCUCCGCUCUCCCCGCCGCCUCGACUCCCUCCAUGACCUCUACGCCAUCAUACACCUCUCCUCCCGUCGCCUCGCCCGCACUGAGCUCUGGCUCCGGCAUGGGCUCGAUGGGCGGCAUGGGCAUGGCUGGCAAGCCCGCCGCGACGCCCGCCGCCUCGAAGCCGGCUGCCAAGGGGUCUGCGUUCGACGACCUGUGGACGACUUCGCUCGGUGCGCCCUCGAAGCCGAACACGGAGAAGAAGACGAUUGGGCAGAUGGAGAAAGAGCAUGCGACGUCCGGCCUCUGGGGCGCCAGCAAGCCCUCGCAGCCCCAGCAGCCCCAGCAAAGCCAGGCGCAGAAGCAGGCCGCCGCCGCGUCCGGCUUCGACGACCUACUCCUGUAA